CAGAACUUCCUGCUGCACACUGAAAGGCAACAACAUUCCCCUCCCUCUACCCACAGGCGUCUUCACCUUCACAGGGGUUGCCACAAAGAAACGGCCAAGAUGUCUGAGAAAAAGAUGACAUCCAGCCGUAGGCACCAUCUGAAGAGUUUGUUGCUUCAGAUCGCUUACGGGAUUUUAGAGGAAGAAACAGCUGAGGCAGAGCAAGAAAAACAGAGAUACAUGCAGGAGAACUGCCCUGCUCUCUCACUGCCGGGAAACAUGCAGGGACUACAGGAUCUGUGUAAAAAGUUGCACCAGCAGAUUGAUACAGUUGACGAACAAAGGUACGAUAUGGAGAGCAAGGUGGCCAAGUCAGACAAGGAGAUUGAGGAUCUGAAGAUAAAGGUUCAGGACCUAAAAGGUAAAUUCAAGAAGCCUGUUUUGAAGAAAGUACGCAUGUCUGCUGAUGCCAUGCUGCAGGCUCUGCUGGGCUCCAAACACAAGGUGUCCCUGGACCUGAGAGCCAACCUCAAACAAGUCAAAAAGGAGGUCAAGGAGGAGGAGAAGGAUUCUGUAGGUGACUGGCGAAAGAACAUUGAGGAUAAGGCUGGUAUGGAUGGCAGGAAGAAGAUGUUUGAGUCUGAGGCCUGAAACUCUUUCACGUCAACAUUUUUACAUUUCCAUUAGGUUGUCUAAAUGCUUGUGUUCUUCAGGGUUUUAAGAGCGAUUAAACGUGGUAAUAAAAUCUAUCAUGUGAUGUGAUGUUAGAGUGUUACAGAAGGUAUGUUUGAAUGGGGGUUUUGUGUACAACAUGUGGGGGGUGGAUAAUUUGUUAAAGAUUAAUCUAAUUUGUGGUCUUUGCCAAUAUAAAGUAAUUAAUUGAUACUGAUCAGUAAAACCCAUUUUAAACCUUUCAAAGUGUUAUGAGAGGAAUUUGCUGUAAAAAAAUAAAAUGCAAAUCAAAGAGUCAAAAUGUUGUUCUGUUGUUUUACACCAAAUAUUAUUUCCCCUUUGCCAUGUAUUUACCAUCACAUUGAUUAACU
This is a messenger RNA of Myxocyprinus asiaticus (Chinese sucker), 1022 nucleotides long. RefSeq names its product troponin I, fast skeletal muscle-like. The coding region runs from base 100 to 630 and encodes 176 amino acids. NCBI's taxonomy places the organism in Eukaryota, Metazoa, Chordata, Actinopteri, Cypriniformes, Catostomidae. The record is from RefSeq and is a predicted model, not a curated record. Gene Ontology annotation, biological process: muscle contraction. The transcript has 7 exons. Gene Ontology annotation, cellular component: troponin complex.